UCUCCAGGUGAAGGAGGAGCAAAUACGAGACUCUGGGGACACUUCCCCGGUUGGCAUUAAGCUCCACCAUCACUGAGUUUAAGUACCACGCCUUCCCUCCAAGUGUGCUUCUUUGGGAUCUGCUGGAAGAACAGAUAUGGAAGACAGUGAGGUUGUUAGAACCAAUAAUAAUGGAGAAAGGAAGAUGUACAAUGAAAAGAGCACAAAAGACCAGAGAUCAGUGGGAAGUGGCAAAGGGAGACUCUGCAAAACCCUUGGAUAUCUAACAGGAAAAAUGAAAGCAUGUGGAGACUGGCUGAAAGAUAAACCUCUAGUUGUUCAGUUUAUUGACUGGGUCCUGCGGGGAAUAUCCGAGGUGAUGUUUGUCAACAACCCACUCAGUGGGCUGCUUAUUCUAGCCAGACUGUUGAUCCAGAAUCCUUGGUGGACAAUCACAGGCUGUUCAGGAACAGUUGUCUCAAUGUUUACAGCACUUAUUCUGAGCCAGGACAGAUCGGCCAUAGCAGCAGGACUGUUUGGCUACAAUGGGGUCCUGGUGGGACUGCUCAUGGCUGUGUUCUCUGACAAAGAAGACUAUUAUUGGUGGCUUCUACUGCCAGUUGUUGUUACAACCAUGGCUUGCCCCGUUCUUUCCAGUGCUUUAGGUUCAGUCUUCAGGAAAUGGGACCUUCCUGUUCUCACCCUGCCUUUCAAUAUUGCUGUGUCUCUUUACUUGGCCGCCACUGGGCGCUACAACCUCUUCUUCCCUACAACGCUCAUUCAGCCUGUAACAUCAGUGCCCAAUAUCAACUGGUCUGAAAUCAAAGCGCCACUGCUGCUACAAUCCGUUCCAGUCGGCAUUGGUCAGGUGUACAGCUGUGAUAAUCCCUGGACUGGUGGCAUCUUCCUGGUUGCUUUACUCAUCUCCUCUCCACUCAUUUGCUUGCAUGCUGCAAUCGGAUCAGCAGUGGGGAUGCUGGCAGCGCUGACCAUUGCAACACCAUUUGACAGGGUCUACUUUGGCUUGGAGAGUUACAACUGUGUGCUUGCUUGCAUUGCAAUCGGAGGCAUGUUCUAUGCUGUUUCCUGGCAGACACACUUCCUGGCACUUGCCUGUGCAUUAUUUUGUGCCUAUGCUGGAGCAGCUCUUGCUAAUAUCUUGUCUGUGAUUGGAUUACCAGCCUGCACCUGGCCUUUCUGCCUCUCAGCACUUCUCUUUUUGCUACUAACUACAAAUAACUCUGCAAUCUACAAGCUGCCACUCCGCAAAGUCACUUAUCCAGAAACCAACCGAGUCUACUACCUGAGAAUGAAAAGAAGAGAGCAGAAACCCACCGGUGAUUAACCAAUACAAAUGGGAGACAAUUUGUGAUCCUCAAUGUAGCUGCACAUAUUGAUCUCAAAAGCACAUGAAUUAGAAGUUUCAGUACUAUCUGUCAAACACACACACACACAUGUCAGCAAUUCAUGUCUUCAACAACUGUGUGUUGUUCUCUGAGGGCUGAGGUUAUAUAUAUCAUAUUUUGGAGGAAAUGUUUGUUCAUGAUCUAAGCUUCAUAAAAUGCAUUCACAUAACAUAAUGGGUGUCUUACAGAUGUAUAUGAUACUAAUUUGAAACAAAUUAUUAUUAUUCAUAAUAAUAAUAUUGUAGGAGUUGACUUUUAUUUUACAUUUGCAUGGUAGCACAAUAAGGUCCCAAACCUGACAAGGAUUUUUGGAUGCUGCCAUAAUAUAAUAAUAAUACUGUGAGAAGAACCUUUUAAUGAUCAGUGGUUAAAAUCAAGAAGUAAUAUGUUAGUAAUGCAACAGAAAGACUGACUGAUUUACUCUUUUGGCAUCACAUAAAUCUUGUCUAAGCCCCCAAAUCUCAUCAUUAAAUCCAUAAUAUAAAUUGUUAAAAUUCUUAUUGAAUUCAUCAUCUUUCUCUGUAGUCUGUUGUCUUUUCCUUAUUUUACAUUGCAGUUAAGAUAUUCGUAUUUUCCCUCUAUCAUCAGACUAGGGAAGUGACUUACUUAUAAUUGUGUUGGCCAUUAACACCAUCUUCUCCAUCAUACAAACAGAAAAAUAACAAUCCCCAACGAAAAACACAAAAGUAUGUGUCCAUCUUACCUAUGUUAUACCACACAUCCAGCAGGGAGCAGCAAAAGGAAGAAUGGAGGAAGACUGUGACAAAUGCAGUUACUGUUAUAUCUUUUCUCUCUAUUGUCCUAUCAGGACAACCCCUCUAAAGCAGAGGUAAUGAACAAAUAGCCAAGUCAAAGAUUCCCAUUGGAUUGGUCUCCACCCUAUUUAUCCAACUGGACUUAGUGCCAGUUGUGGGACAUUCUCUGGGCCUGGCUCUCUGUUGCACUGCCCCUUAGGGUCGUUAUUUAUGUGAGUGCAAAAUGAGUGGAGAAGAGAACUGGUCGGGAAUUUUUCAACACAUUUUGUUGGAAAAAGCCAAUUCAUCAGAACCAAAACUUGUUGCAGAAAAGGGGUCUGUUUCGAUACAUUUUUCAACUCAAAAAUUUUGAGAAGUAAAGUUCUGAAACUCAGAAUGUUUUGUUUCAACAUUGUAAAGAAUUCCAGUGUUCUGGUUCAAAGUGAAUCUUUAUUUCAAAAUGCACACUGAGUGUAG
Molecule: messenger RNA, 2596 nt
Organism: Dermochelys coriacea (leatherback sea turtle)
Lineage: Eukaryota; Metazoa; Chordata; Testudines; Dermochelyidae
Gene: SLC14A1
Product: solute carrier family 14 member 1 (Kidd blood group)
Exons: 10
Coding region: 137-1324 (395 amino acids)
Biological process (GO): urea transmembrane transport
Cellular component (GO): membrane
Molecular function (GO): urea transmembrane transporter activity
Source: RefSeq, a predicted model, not a curated record